Nestor notabilis (Kea) is the source of this 3108-nucleotide messenger RNA. RefSeq names its product collapsin response mediator protein 1 (gene CRMP1). Gene Ontology annotation, molecular function: hydrolase activity, acting on carbon-nitrogen (but not peptide) bonds, in cyclic amides. The record is from RefSeq and is a predicted model, not a curated record. Gene Ontology annotation, cellular component: cytoplasm; cytosol. The transcript is spliced from 16 exons. NCBI's taxonomy places the organism in Eukaryota, Metazoa, Chordata, Aves, Psittaciformes, Psittacidae.
AUGUUUCGUGUUGCUUGUACUGCAACGCAAACAAUAGUUGUAAGGGAGCAAAGCCACCGCCUCGUGUCUGAGCAGCCAGCCCCUCCUCCUGCAGCAAAUGAUGCUGAGUUUGUGGCGUCUCCUUCUGCUGCCACGAAAAUUGCUGUCAUGUCACAGACUAAGCUCUGUGGCUUUGCUGCCAGAUUAAGCAGGAGAAGCUAGACUGUGAUUAGCAAAAACUCACCAGGAAAGCAGUGUGGAGGGGUGCUAGAGAGCACCUUCAGCCUGGAAUAUUGUCCAGGUAGAAGAGGACUUUGGUCCCUAGGUUUCCUGGACAAUUGGCACUUGGGCUCAGCAUCCUCUCCAGACCUUAUUCCUUCCCGCUUCAAGCUCUAUUACUCUACUAGUGGUACCGAGAAUCCCAGUUCAGCAGUAGAAGACCUAUUUAGUAUCAUCAAUACGUUAUUAUGUUUAUUAUUUCAACAAACCCAUAUUUCUUCUUUUUUUUCCUCCCAGAGUGACCGACUACUCAUUAAAGGUGGAAGAAUUAUCAAUGAUGACCACUCCUUCUAUGCAGACCUAUACCUUGAAGAUGGACUUAUAAAGCAAAUAGGAGAGAAUCUGAUUGUUCCUGGAGGAGUCAAGACCAUAGAGGCUAAUGGGCGCAUGGUUAUUCCGGGGGGAAUAGAUGUCAACACUUACCUACAAAAGCCCUGCCAUGGGAUGACUGCUGUUGAUGACUUCUAUCAAGGCACAAAAGCAGCGCUAGCAGGGGGCACCACCAUGAUCAUUGACCACGUGCUUCCAGAACCAGGAUCGAGUUUACUGACCUCCUUUGAGAAGUGGCAUGAGGCAGCUGACACCAAAUCUUGUUGUGAUUACUCUCUCCAUGUGGACAUCAGCAGCUGGUAUGAUGGGAUUCGGGAAGAGCUGGAAAUACUGGUGCAAGACAAAGGUGUGAACUCUUUUCAAGUCUACAUGGCCUACAAAGAUCUCUACCAAAUGUCCGACAGCCAGCUUUAUGAAGCCUUUACCUUUCUAAAAAGUCUUGGGGCUGUUAUCCUGGUCCAUGCUGAAAAUGGAGACUUGAUAGCUCAGGAACAAAAGCGUAUCCUGGAGAUGGGAAUCACUGGACCUGAGGGACAUGCCCUGAGCAGGCCUGAGGAGCUUGAAGCAGAAGCAGUUUUCCGUGCCAUCACCAUUGCCAGCCGAAUAAACUGCCCAGUGUACAUCACCAAGGUGAUGAGCAAGAGUGCAGCUGAUAUCAUUGCAUUGGCCAGAAAGAAAGGUCCCCUUGUUUUUGGAGAGCCGAUCACUGCCAGCUUGGGGACAGAUGGGACACAUUACUGGAGCAAAAACUGGGCCAAGGCUGCAGCUUUCGUGACCUCACCACCUCUGAGCCCUGAUCCUACUACUCCAGAUCAUUUAAAUUCACUCUUAGCAUGUGGAGACCUGCAGGUGACGGGAAGUGGACAUUGCCCAUAUAGCACUGCCCAGAAAGCCAUUGGAAAGGACAACUUCACUAUGAUUCCUGAAGGGGUCAAUGGAAUCGAGGAGAGAAUGACUGUUGUCUGGGACAAAGCUGUAGCCACAGGCAAGAUGGACGAGAGUCAGUUUGUAGCUGUCACCAGCACCAAUGCUGCCAAAAUCUUUAAUCUGUACCCAAGAAAAGGCCGGAUUGCUGUCGGAUCGGAUGCUGAUGUUGUUAUUUGGGACCCUGAUAAGGUGAAGACUAUAACAGCUAAAAGCCAUAAAUCGGCUGUUGAGUACAACAUCUUUGAAGGAAUGGAGUGCCAUGGUGCCCCUCUUGUGGUCAUAAGCCAAGGGAAGAUUGUGUAUGAAGAUGGAAAUCUGCACGUAAAUAAGGGAAUGGGCCGCUUCAUCCCUCGCAAACCUUUCCCUGAGUAUCUUUACCAGCGCAUCAAAAUCAGGAAUAAGGUGGGAGGACUGCAAGGAGUCUCCAGAGGAAUGUAUGAUGGGCCUGUGUAUGAAAUCCCAGCUACGCCAAAAUAUGCAACUCCUGCACCUUCAACUAAAUGCUCCCCUGCCAAAAACCAGCCCCCACCAAUCAGAAACCUCCAUCAAUCCAAUUUUAGCUUAUCAGGAGCUCAGGUAGAUGACAACAACCCACGCCGCACUGGCCACCGCAUCGUGGCACCUCCUGGUGGUCGCUCUAAUAUUACCAGUCUUGGCUGAAAAAUGAUGGACAGAAACACGAGGAUGAAGGAUCAUGGGAAUAAUGUCUGUUCCCUUCAAUAUCUGUGUUAUCAAACCCACAGUUUUAUUUGGUACUAAUGGAAAUAAAAAUUGAAAUGUCGUUCUUUUUUUUUUUUUUUUUUUUUUUUUUGUAUAGGAAGAGGUGAAAAUAGUGUGGUGUGUUUGCUUGGAACUACUUGCCUCACAAUUGUGCUUUCAUGCCAUAGUCACCUUAAAGCAUGGUGCUUCCAUUGCUCCUUUAGUGACUACAGGUUUUAGCUUCGUCUCGUAACUGAAUGAUGGUUUCUUUGCACCCUUUCGCUGUAUUAGAGUAGUUAAUGCAUGUUACUGAGUUAUUUAUGCAAGUUGCAUUCUGUGAGUGAGUCCCUUUAGAACACGUUGCCAAUAAUUGACUAGACACAAUGCCAAGACUAAUGUCCGUAUUUGAGAAACGUCACCAAAAACACUUCUGAAGGAAGAAAAUGGCCAUCUUGAAAGUAUGCAGUAGAGUAGUGUAGGCAGCUUCUGUUUCAUCUUUAAUUUAUUAUAAAUCCAAGAAGCACUUCUCAGACACAGAACAUCAUCGGGACACGUAAUGACAAAUGGUCUCUGUAGCACUUGUCUGUUCCCACUCGGUACGUUCCAAGUCUGUGUCCUUCUUGUCUCCAUUUUAGACAGAGCCAUGAUUUACACACACCAAUGCCAUUGCCACCCCUGCAGGGAUAUCUCCACCUGGGCAGUAGUGCUCUCCUUCUGCAUGAGAUUUUUGGUACUUACAGAUAAUCCAAGUUGCCGUCGGAUUUUUAAAGUUUUUUGUACAAAGUUUUUCCUUUGUAAUCACAUGCAUUUUUACUUACUCUACCGUAUCAAGAUCUACUAGUCGUGGUUCAAUUUCUGAAUUCAAAGCUUGUGAAAUAAAGGAAAUGAAUUGAU